This is a messenger RNA of Myxocyprinus asiaticus (Chinese sucker), 3121 nucleotides long. RefSeq names its product solute carrier organic anion transporter family member 5A1-like. The transcript has 10 exons. Gene Ontology annotation, molecular function: protein binding. Gene Ontology annotation, biological process: transmembrane transport; sodium-independent organic anion transport. Lineage: Eukaryota; Metazoa; Chordata; Actinopteri; Cypriniformes; Catostomidae. The coding region runs from base 668 to 3109 and encodes 813 amino acids. The record is from RefSeq and is a predicted model, not a curated record. Gene Ontology annotation, cellular component: membrane.
CACCAAUGCGCUUGGAGGCGAUACCGCUUUUACCGUGAAUAACGGACAAGGCUACCGUCCGCCGUCCAAGGACAAGUAUAUUUGGAUCACACGACGAGGAUCUACCCCGAUGGUGUGUCUGAUUGUCGCACGGAGAGGCGAUCGAUUACCGUUUAACUGUGCAAGAUGGAAUUAAUCGGUGUUAUUUAUCUCCCGCAGAUAACGGGACAGAAUGCUCGUGUGUGAUGCGGCCGAGCGCGAACGCUGCGCCGCUGCAGUAUCCGCGCAGAGGCGCGUGAGCGCUCGGUCGGCGAUUCUUACUCAAUCAACGUGUUGUUUUAGUGAAUAUGUGUCAUGGGAAUUAAAAUGGUGCUGUGAACAAAUAGGGUGCGUUUACAUUUGUUUUAUAAAGCAUAUCUGUGUAUACGUAUCUAUUAAUGUGUUUUUGUUUCAAUAAAAUCACGGAGCCAGCGCAGAAUAACUGCGUCUAUAUCGCGAUUAUUACGGGUCUGGACAGCCGGAGAUUCAGCACUAACACUUGUUUUUUUAUUUGGACAUUAUCUAUAGAAAGGAAGUGGGUGUUACAGUAACAUAGAUAAGCUGUUGCUGGUUUAUCUAAAAGUCUGUCAUGUUGGUGUGUCAAUCAGCGUAUUUGCGCUAAACACAGGAGCUCGCGCUGCCCGUCAGUAUGGCCUCCGGUGCUGGUGGGGACGCUGGGGUAGGGGACCGUGCACCCGUUAAACCGUUCCCGUGCUUGUGUGAGGAAUCUACUCAGGGAUUGAAAUCUCAGAGCCUCCCUGUGCUCAGCGGUAGUCAGGCUCCGGAGCAGGAGGCGGAUCAGACAUUGCUCUCUGCCCCGUACAGCUCACCCCAUUGCGGAUCCCCAGUUCGUGAUUCGGAGGGUCGCGGCACAGCUGCGCUCUUGGCGUUCCGGCUGCCGAUCAGACGCUAUGUGGACGUGAUCCUGGCCGACUCACGCUGCUUCCUGUUCUGCAUGUGUUACCUCACAUUUAUUCAGUCACUGAUGGUGUCCGGAUAUCUCAGCAGCGUCAUCACUACCAUAGAAAAACGCUACAGUCUUCGGAGCUCAGAGUCAGGUUUGCUGGUCAGCUGUUUUGACAUUGGUAGUCUCCUCGUUGUGGUCUUCAUAAGCUACUUUGGUGGACGGGGUCAGAGGCCACGCUGGCUGGCCGUAGGGGGCAUAUUUAUUGCAGUGGGUGCCGCCCUCUUCUCCCUACCUCACUUCAUAUCUCCACCCUAUCAGCUGGAGGAGCUGAACAGCACGGUAGGGGGUGAGGGGCUCUGUGCCAGUGGGAACAGCAGUGGACAGGAGAAGCCAGUGCUGUCCAGGUGCCAACGGGACCGAGAGGAGAGUGAACAUGCCCUCUAUGUGGCUCUGUUCAUAUGUGCUCAGAUCCUGGUGGGAAUGGGGUCGACUCCCAUAUACACACUUGGACCAACUUACCUGGAUGACAAUGUGAAGAAAGAGAACGCAUCACUGUACCUUGCUAUCAUGUAUGUAAUGGGAGCACUUGGACCAGCUGCUGGCUAUCUGCUGGGAGGGAUACUGAUCGGAUUCUACGUUGACCCCGGUACCAAUGUCAAUAUUGACCAGAGCGACCCGCGUUUUGUUGGAAACUGGUGGAGUGGGUUUCUCUUGUGUGCUGUGGCAAUGUUGUUGGUGAUCUUCCCCAUGUUCUCCUUUCCUAAAAAACUUCCACCGCGCCACAAGAAAAGUAAGAGGCAUGUGAAAAAGAGUCCAGGCGACGUCUCCAGUGAUGACGAAAUGAUGAAGGAAAAGAGCCAGGCUGUCUCCUCUUCUAUGGGUUUUGGCAAAAACAUCAAAGAUCUGCCAAAAGCAGCAGGGCGAAUUUUGAGUAAUGUGACGUUUUUGUUUGUGAGUUUGUCGUAUACGGCAGAAUGCGCCAUCGUCACGGCCUUCAUCACUUUCAUUCCCAAAUUUAUUGAGUCUCAAUUUGGUGUUCCAGCAUCUAGCGCCAGUAUAUACACAGGUCUGAUCAUCGUACCCAGUGCAGGUGUGGGUAUAUUUUUGGGCGGGUUCAUCAUCAAGAAGCUGAAACUGGGCGCAAGAGAAGCAGCGAAGCUGGCCAUGAUCUGCAGUGGCGUUUCCCUGCUCUGUUUUUCCACACUCUUCAUCGUCGGCUGUGAGAGCAUUAACCUCGGCGGAAUCAAUAUCCCUUACACCACGGGGCCCACGCUGACUCUGUCUCACCGUAACCUUACGGGAAGCUGUAAUGUCAACUGUGGCUGCAGGAUCCAUGAGUAUGCACCUGUCUGUGGCUCUGAUGGCAUUACAUACUUUAAUCCAUGCCUGGCUGGAUGCAGCAACAUCGCCAACCACACCUCAGGAAUCAGAAACUAUUCGGACUGUGCGUGUGUUCAAAGCAGACAGGUGAUCACGCCGUCAGGAGGGAACCACGAGCUGCAGGUUGUGAUCGUUAAAACGUACCUGAACGAGAACGGUUAUGCACUGGCAGGAAAGUGUGAACGCACCUGCGGAACGCUCAUCACCUUCCUCAUCUUUCUCUUCAUCGUCACUCUCAUAACUGCCUGCGCUCAGCCGUCCGUCAUUAUCGUUACGCUCAGGUCAGUAGAGGAGGAGGACAGACCGUUUGCUCUGGGAAUGCAGUUCGUUCUUCUCAGGACUCUUGCCUACAUCCCCACUCCCAUCUACUUUGGAGCUGUGAUUGACACCACCUGUAUGCUGUGGCAGCAAGAUUGUGGUUUCCAUGGAUCUUGCUGGGAGUAUGAUGUCACUUCCCUACGGUUUGUUUACUUUGGGCUUGCAGCGAGCCUGAAGUUCCUGGGCUUCCUCUUCAUCUUCCUCACUUGGUAUUCUCUGAAGCGGCUUGAGGAGCAGACACAUGCACACACGCAUACACACACUCUUUCUUCACUGGACAUGGUGAGCCACCUCAUCUGCCACGCUGGAGGUCACAAAGGCCACGCCCGCACACGCUCCUGUCCUGUCUUCCUGCCGCGCCUACCUGAAUACUCCCACGCUGCCAUGCCAACUGGAAAUGCCCUUAGCCGUGGGAACAGUUGCCCUGGCAAUGGCCUAAAAGCAAUAACUCCACCCAUACGGUCACUUGAGAAAGUGGUAGUGUAAGACAAGUGGAUG